Messenger RNA from Monomorium pharaonis (pharaoh ant), 1245 nucleotides. Its product is annotated as queuosine salvage protein. The transcript is spliced from 7 exons. The record is from RefSeq and is a predicted model, not a curated record. The coding region runs from base 111 to 1145 and encodes 344 amino acids. Lineage: Eukaryota; Metazoa; Arthropoda; Insecta; Hymenoptera; Formicidae.
AUCUAGCAUUAUGCGCUGCUAUUAAAAAGGCUAUUGAGUUGUGAGAGGCAAUCGCGGUCGAAAUAGUAGUCACAGUUAACAGUUUGGAACAGUAGAUUCAAUAUUACGUUAUGGCUAUGUCUUUCUUUACGAUUUUAAGAUCGAAAGAAAGAAGUGUCGUUAAAAGAGCGAAAAAUGUGAUCAUCGAUAAAAAUGGAGUGAACAAAUUAGCAGAGGAGGUAAUAGAUUUUAUGUUGUGUAAUCAGCAUUCUAUAGUAUUGGGUACUACUUUUAUACGACAAUUACCCGGACUUUAUCCUUCUUUCUUCGACAUCAGGAACGCUGAUUGGCUAUUUGUAUUGCAUACGUUAAAUUUUUCACUUUUGAUUCCAAACAGUAUUAGACAAUGGACAGUUAACAAGUAUACUGGGUUCUGGGCAUUGUGCUCGGCCAUUAAAAGAGCUAUUGAUGAUGGUAAAUCAAUUUGGGAUCCUAAUUAUUACAUGAAUAUUGGAUCAAUUGAGUUUGAAUAUAUUUUUCGAGGUGACGAUGAAAUUACCCUUCCAUAUUUAAAAGAAAGAUAUAUUAUCUUACAAAAUGUUGGAAAAACUUUAAAGAAGACAUAUAAUGGUUCCUUUAUAAAUUGCGUAAGAGCAUCUGGGUACAAUGCAAAUAAAUUGACAAAAAUGCUUUUUAAAUUUGACUCUUAUCAAGAUGAAGUAAUAUUUCAACAAAAAAGAAUUCGCCUAUAUACUAAGGCCAAGCUAUUGAUAAGUGAUCUACGAACUUACUUUCCAAUCAGUCCGGAAGAGCCAGUGAAGACGUCUACGUUGUUGAUUGAUUACAGUGCCUCUCAAGUUCUUCUUCAGUUUAAGGCUAUUCAUUAUACUGACCAUCUCCAUGCUCUUUUGAAAAAUGGUAUAUUGAUUUACGGUGAUAUAGAGGAAUUAGAAAUCCGCUGUUGCUUAAUUUAUGCAGUUCAAAUGGUGUACGAUGAAGUGCGAAGAAUAUAUGAGAAAUGUGUGAAACACACGAGUAUUCUAGAUACACUGGUAUCUCGAAUUUCAACUGUGGUUGAUAAUUACAUAUUCCAUUAUCAAAUAAUGCACAAUGCUCGAUUGAUGUACACAAUACCACUUUAUCAUAUUAGAACUACAAAUUAUUAGAAUAUUAUUUACAUCUCUGUGAGUUUGCAAGUAAUUGAUGGAUGCUAAACGGCAAUUAUUCUUUUUAUGGUUUUGCAAAAUGAUAAAUUUCUUAUUUCAU